CAAGUAUUGCUGUUGCCGGGUUGCUCCAAUCCCAACCGCUAUUACGUCUAGGGGCUUCUGCUGUUGACUUAGGUGACUUUGCCCCACAAGGUUCUUCUGUAGACUUGAAUUUUCAAUAUCUACCAUAUCGCAAAUAUAACAAUCAUGAUGCUAUCGCAAAAGAACGUUGUUAGGGCUUGUGCUCAGCGGCGAGCAGUCAAAGUGUCGGCUCGCGUUGGCACGGCGGUGCGCACCAUGCGCGCCGCGAUGCCCGCCCUACCCAGCCACCUGGUCAGCACGUUCUCCAACGCGGCUGCUUUGAAGGGCAAGGUCGCCUUAGGCAACGCUCGGAUGUCGCGAAUUGUUGGCGGUGGCGCGAAGGCCUACAAGAGGAGUGCGCCUCGUAUGUGCGGAAUUAUCGGCAUUUUUAAAUACGAGGGCAACGCCAACGUCGAGCUGUAUGAGGGCUUGCUCAUGCUGCAACAUCGCGGCCAGGAUUCCGCGGGUAUGGUAACCACCGACUGGUCACGCUUCAAGGAGCACAAGGAGAACGGUCUGGUGAAGGACGUGUUCGGGAAGCAGGAGCUCAUGGACUCUAUGAAGGGCCACUGCGGUAUCGCGCACGUGCGCUACCCCACCGCCGGCUCCUCCUCCGCGCAGGAGGCGCAGCCCUUCUUCGUCAACUCGCCGCUGGGCAUCUACCUCAUCCACAACGGCAACCUGACCAACACGGAGGAGCUGCGCGGGCUGCUCAACUCCUCGCGCUCCUUCUUCAACCGCCACCUGCGAACGGACAGCGACAGCGAGGUGCUGCUCAACAUCCUGGCGGAUGAGGUGCACCGGGCGCACCAGCGCUGCCUGCAGACCACGGGUUGCGACCCCAACAAGAACAAGGUGAACUUCCUGUUCGAGGCGGGCGAGAUGACCAUGCGGCUGUGCAAGGGCGCCUACAGCUGCAUCUCGCUGGUCAAGGGGGUGGGACUGGUGGCGUUCAGGGACCCCUGGGGCAUCCGCCCGCUGGUUCUGGGCAAGCGCCCCAGCCCUCAGGGCGACGAGUGGUGCAUUGCCAGCGAGGACUGCGCGUUCGGGCCCAUCGGCUUUGAGCGCGUGCGCGAUGUGCAGCCGGGCGAGAUGGUUGUGAUCACGGAGGAGGGCAAGCUCAUGAGCAGGCAGUGCGCGCAGGGCUCCGCCACUCCCUGCAUCUUCGAGUACAUCUACCUGGCGCGCCCCGACUCGGUGCUCAACGGCAUCCCCGUCUACAACUUCCAACUCAAACUGGGAACCGCGCUGGCCAAGAGGAUCAAGGAGCGCAACUGGGACCUGGACAUCGUGUGCCCGGUGCCGGACGGCAGCCGCCCCGCCGCCAUCCAGAUCGCCUCGGAGCUGGGGCUGCCGUACCGGGAGGGCCUGGUGAAGAACAGGUACGUGGGUCGCACCUUCAUCAUGCCCGACCAGCGCAUGCGCGAGAUGUCGGUGCGGCGCAAGCUGAACGCCAUGCCGGCGGUGUUCGAGGGCAAGAGCGUGCUGCUGAUCGACGACUCCAUCGUGCGGGGGACAACCAUGACGCAGAUUGUGGACAUGGUCCGCCGCGCGGGAGCCCGCAAGGUGUACCUCGCCUCCGCCUCCCCGCCCGUGGUGUUCCCCAACGUGUACGGAGUGGACAUGCCCACACGCAAGGAGUUCGUGGCCAACGGGCUCACCAUUGACCAGGUGUGCGAGGUGCUGCGAGCCGACGGUCUGAUCUACCAGGAGGUGGAGGACCUGAUUGCCAGCGGCAAGGAGCUCAACCCGGACAUCAAGGACUUUGAUGCCUCCUGCUUCAACGGCAGGUACGUGACGGGCGACAUCGACGAGGCGUACCUCCACAAGCUGGAGAUGUCGGGUCGUGGGGCCAACCGCCGGGCGACGCAAAUGGUGUCGCUGGUUGGGGACCGCAGCAUGGUGGCUACGGCGUAAGAGAUGAGGUUGGGGAGAAGCAGAAGAAGGG
Astrephomene gubernaculifera is the source of this 1966-nucleotide messenger RNA. The record is from the annotation of a GenBank genome assembly. NCBI's taxonomy places the organism in Eukaryota, Viridiplantae, Chlorophyta, Chlorophyceae, Chlamydomonadales, Astrephomenaceae.